CUUCACAAUGGCAUCCACUCCUCCUCAAACUUCUAAGAAAGUUCGUAACAAUUCUGGUAGUGGCCAGACCGUUAAGUUUGCAAGACGAACAUCUAGCGGACGUUACGUGAGUUUAUCCCGAGAUAAUAUUGAAUUAUCAGGUGAGCUUUCAGGAGACUAUUCGAACUAUACCGUUCACAUACCUCCGACGCCUGACAACCAGCCCAUGGCUACCAAAGCCGAAGAGCAGUAUGUGUCAAAUUCCUUAUUUACUGGUGGUUUUAACAGUGUCACGCGUGCACAUCUUAUGGACAAAGUCAUCGAUUCAGAUGUGACACACCCUCAGAUGGCUGGUGCUAAAGGUUCUUCAUGUGCCAUGCCUGCUUGCGAUGGAAAUGUCAUGAAAGAUGAGAGAGGAAAGGAUGUAAUGCCAUGUGAAUGCCGGUUCAAGAUCUGCAGAGAUUGUUUCAUGGAUGCCCAAAAAGAAACAGGUUUAUGUCCAGGAUGUAAAGAACAAUAUAAAAUCGGAGAUCUAGACGAUGAUACACCUGAUUUUUCUAGUGGUGCUCUUCCUUUACCAGCUCCAGGAAAAGGUCAACGUGGCAACAAUAACAACAUGUCUAUGAUGAAAAGAAAUCAAAAUGGUGAAUUUGAUCACAACCGGUGGUUAUUUGAAACACAAGGCACAUAUGGUUACGGUAAUGCGUAUUGGCCUCAAGAUGAAAUGUAUGGUGAUGAUAUGGAUGAAGAAAUGAGAGGUGGAAUGGUGGAAACAGCUGACAAGCCAUGGCGGCCGCUGAGCCGGCGGAUCCCAAUCCCAGCUGCCAUCAUAAGCCCGUAUAGACUACUAAUCGUUGUUCGUUUUGUGGUGCUAUGUUUUUUCCUAACUUGGAGGAUUCGAAACCCAAAUGAGGAUGCAGUAUGGCUAUGGUUGAUGUCAAUAAUAUGUGAGCUUUGGUUUGGAUUUUCAUGGAUAUUAGACCAAAUACCAAAGUUGUGUCCCAUAAACCGCUCUACCGAUCUAGAAGUUCUUCGUGACAAAUUUGACAUGCCUUCUCCUUCAAACCCCACAGGGAGGUCAGAUCUCCCAGGUAUUGACCUCUUUGUGUCCACAGCGGAUCCUGAGAAAGAGCCACCCCUUGUCACUGCCAACACUAUUCUUUCCAUAUUAGCUGUUGACUAUCCAGUGGAGAAAGUGUCGUGUUACCUUUCUGAUGAUGGAGGAGCCCUUUUAUCAUUUGAAGCUAUGGCAGAAGCUGCUAGUUUUGCAGACUUAUGGGUGCCUUUUUGUCGCAAACACAACAUUGAACCCCGGAAUCCAGAUUCAUAUUUUAGUCUCAAGAUAGAUCCAACAAAGAAUAAGAGUAGGAUUGAUUUUGUGAAAGAUAGGAGGAAGAUUAAGAGAGAGUAUGAUGAGUUCAAGGUUCGCACCAAUAGCCUCCCCGACUCAAUACGAAGAAGGUCAGAUGCAUUUAAUGCAAGAGAGGAAAUGAAAGCUCUAAAACAGAUGAGAGAAAGCGGAGGAGGUGAUCCAAUGGAACCUGUGAAGGUCCUCAAAGCCACAUGGAUGGCUGAUGGUACCCACUGGCCAGGAACUUGGGCAGCCGCUACUCGAGAGCAUGCCAAAGGUGAUCAUGCUGGAAUUUUACAAGUCAUGUUGAAACCACCCAGCAGCGAUCCUUUAAUCGGUAGUAGCAACGAUAAGAUCAUUGAUUUUUCAGACACAGAUACUAGAUUACCAAUGUUGGUGUAUGUGUCACGUGAGAAGCGACCUGGAUAUGAUCACAACAAGAAAGCUGGAGCUAUGAAUGCACUUGUUCGUGCCUCUGCUAUUCUCUCAAAUGGACCUUUCAUCCUUAAUCUUGAUUGUGAUCAUUACAUCUAUAACUGUAAGGCCAUUCGAGAAGGGAUGUGUUUUAUGAUGGACAGAGGUGGGGAAGAUAUUUGCUACAUUCAAUUUCCACAAAGAUUUGAAGGUAUUGAUCCUUCUGAUAGAUAUGCGAAUAACAACACCGUAUUCUUUGACGGUAAUAUGCGUGCUCUCGACGGUGUUCAGGGACCAGUUUAUGUUGGAACUGGUACUAUGUUUAGGCGAUUUGCUUUAUACGGUUUUGAUCCACCCAAUCCGGAUAAGAUUCUUGAGAAGAAAGAUUCAGAAACAGAGGCGCUAACCACCAGUGACUUUGAUCCAGACCUUGAUGUCACACAACUUCCCAAGCGCUUUGGAAACUCCACACUCCUAGCCGAGUCAAUUCCUAUUGCAGAGUUCCAAGGUCGCCCAUUGGCAGACCACCCUGCGGUCAAGUAUGGCCGUCCUCCUGGAGCCCUUAGAGUCCCCCGUGACCCACUUGAUGCCACAACUGUCGCAGAGUCUGUUUCUGUAAUCUCUUGUUGGUAUGAGGAUAAAACCGAGUGGGGAGACAGAGUCGGAUGGAUUUAUGGGUCGGUGACAGAGGACGUUGUCACAGGGUACCGCAUGCAUAAUCGUGGAUGGCGCUCUGUUUACUGCAUCACCAAACGAGAUUCUUUCCGCGGUUCUGCACCCAUUAAUCUCACAGAUCGCCUUCACCAAGUCUUGCGAUGGGCCACCGGCUCUGUCGAGAUAUUCUUCUCUAGAAACAACGCCAUCCUUGCCUCAAAACGUCUCAAGUUCCUCCAACGCCUUGCAUACCUAAAUGUCGGAAUAUAUCCCUUCACCUCUUUGUUUCUCAUCCUCUAUUGUUUUCUUCCAGCUUUCUCUCUUUUCUCUGGACAGUUUAUAGUACGAACACUUAGUAUCUCCUUCUUAGUUUACCUCCUUUUGAUUACCAUCUGUUUGAUUGGCUUGGCGGUUCUGGAGGUCAAGUGGUCCGGCAUCGAACUAGAAGAAUGGUGGAGAAAUGAACAGUGGUGGCUUAUCUCCGGAACUAGCUCUCACCUUUAUGCUGUAGUCCAAGGAGUCCUCAAAGUUAUUGCAGGGAUCGAGAUCUCUUUUACCUUAACCUCUAAAUCCGGGGGAGAUGACAAUGAUGAUAUAUACGCUGAUUUAUACAUAGUGAAAUGGUCUUCUCUAAUGAUACCACCCAUUGUGAUAGCAAUGGUUAACAUAAUAGCAAUUGUGGUAGCGUUUGUCAGGACGAUAUACCAAGCGGUGCCACAAUGGAGCAAAUUGAUAGGAGGAGCUUUUUUCAGCUUCUGGGUGUUAGCACAUUUGUAUCCUUUUGCAAAAGGAUUAAUGGGAAGGAGAGGCAAGACUCCAACAAUAGUUUUUGUGUGGGCAGGUCUAAUUGCCAUCACUAUCUCUCUACUAUGGACGGCUAUUAAUCCUAACACCGGACCUGUCGCUGCUGCUGAAGGUGUUGGAGGUGGUGGAUUUCAAUUUCCUUAAAACAUUUACAGUAUAUAUAUGAGUAGAGUUUUCUAAAACCUAAUUUAAUUACAACAAUAAUACACUUUCCUAUGUCCUUUUUCUUGUUUAUUUCUUUCUUUGGUUGUACAUUUUCACUGAACAAUAUUUAGAUUUUAAUAUCUCAUGAUCGUAAAAUGCAAUUAUCAAUCAACUUGUUACUUGUAGCA
Raphanus sativus (radish) is the source of this 3534-nucleotide messenger RNA. RefSeq names its product cellulose synthase-like protein D4. Gene Ontology annotation, cellular component: plasma membrane; trans-Golgi network. Bases 8 to 3346 code for a protein of 1112 amino acids. Gene Ontology annotation, biological process: plant-type primary cell wall biogenesis; cellulose biosynthetic process. NCBI's taxonomy places the organism in Eukaryota, Viridiplantae, Streptophyta, Magnoliopsida, Brassicales, Brassicaceae. The transcript is spliced from 3 exons. The record is from RefSeq and is a predicted model, not a curated record. Gene Ontology annotation, molecular function: mannan synthase activity; cellulose synthase (UDP-forming) activity.